Magallana angulata is the source of this 1815-nucleotide messenger RNA. Its product is annotated as alpha-galactosidase A-like. Lineage: Eukaryota; Metazoa; Mollusca; Bivalvia; Ostreida; Ostreidae. The record is from RefSeq and is a predicted model, not a curated record. Bases 146 to 1366 code for a protein of 406 amino acids. Gene Ontology annotation, cellular component: cytoplasm. The transcript has 8 exons. Gene Ontology annotation, biological process: glycosylceramide catabolic process; glycoside catabolic process; oligosaccharide metabolic process. Gene Ontology annotation, molecular function: alpha-galactosidase activity.
GUCUGUCCUUGGGUUUCUUAGUGGUACAGUGUAGUUGUUUACAGCAGAAGUCAGCUGUUGGAUGAUUGAUUUCUUUGUCUUCAUAGAAGAGCUCAUUUAACGAUAUAAUAGCUAUGUGCACAAAAACUACUUUUUUCUGAUCAAGAUGACUUGCUGGAUACUGGUCGUUGUUGCUAUUUUGGCGGUGAGGGGGUUACAUGGGCUUGAUAAUGGACUAGGCUUGACCCCGCCCAUGGGCUGGCUUACCUGGGAACGAUUCCGAUGCAAUAUGGAUUGUGACAGAGAUCCGGAUAACUGCAUAAGUGAACAUUUGAUAAAAGCUAUGGCGGACAUUAUGGCAGCAAAUGGUUACAGAGAUGCUGGAUAUGAAUAUGUGAUUAUUGAUGACUGUUGGCUAGGACCAGAGCGUGAUACAAAUGGACGACUGGUUCCUGAUCCAAACAGAUUUCCAUCUGGAAUUAAGAAUUUAUCGGAUUAUGUUCAUAGCAAGAAUUUGAAGUUUGGUAUCUAUCAAGAUUUUGGCACAAAGACUUGUGGUGGGUUCCCUGGAAGUGAAUUUUAUAUGCAAACAGAUGCCGAAACCUUUGCCGACUGGGGUGUGGACUACCUUAAAUUUGAUGGCUGCAAUUCUAACCUUUAUGAUUUUCCUUCUGGGUAUGAAGCAAUGGGAUUCUUUUUGAAUAAAACAGGAAGAUCAAUAUUUUACUCUUGUGAAUGGCCAUUUUACAAAAUAGUUUCUGGACUUCAGGUCGAUUUUGCAAAGGUGAGGAAGACUUGUAAUUUGUGGAGAAAUUAUUACGACGUUCAAGAUUCGUGGUCUAGUGUUCUUGACAUUGUCAAUUUUUGGGGAAGUAAUUCCAAAAUAUUUACAAAAUAUGCAGGCCCAGGCGGAUGGAAUGACCCGGACAUGAUUAUUCUGGGGAAUUUUGGAUUAAGCUAUGAAGAAGAACGGGUGCAGAUGGCAAUGUGGGCCAUCUUGGCAGCACCUCUUAUUAUGUCAAAUGAUUUGAGGCACAUACGUAGUAGUUCGAAAGCUCUUCUACUGAAUAGAAACCUUAUAGCCAUUAAUCAGGACAAACUAGGAAUUCAGGGAAUUUUAUUGCAGAAGCAAAAUGGAAUCCAAAUUUGGAGCCGGGAUCUUUCGUUUAAUAGAACAGCAGUAGCAUUUCUUAACGAGAAUUCAGAUGGAAUGCCAAGGUUCUUGAGUUUUUCUUUGGUUGAUCUGAAAUUGACAUCAUCAACGUACAACUUUACAGAGGCUUUUGACAUGAAAACUAAUAUUCUUGUAACAAGGCAAAGACCACUUAAAAUUAAAGUAAAUCCACAUGGUAUUAAUCUUUACAUUGCCAAAGAAAUGCAUCUUUAAAUACAAUACGACAAAUAAUUUUGCCAUCAUUACAGAACUGAUCAAAUUAUGAAAUACAUGUACAUAUUAUAAAUUUAUUCUACCAAACACAAAUAUUGUUGAUUAUUUUUAUUUGUGUAUCAUAUGAUUUACUAUAUACAAUUAUCAUACGGAGCCUGUUAAAAAUAUGCAUGCAAAAUUAUUAGGGAUGGCAAUCGAUAACAGAAUUGCCAAUCGAUUAAUCGCAUUCGUUCCGACCGAUUAACCGGUUACUCGUAUCAAAGCACGCAGAUUGUUGGCAUGUUUUAAUUUCUUUUUCAAUAAUUGUUAUAAAUGACGAAGAGCAAUUUGAGUAUUCUGUUUAUGUUUAAAUUUAAAUAUAAUAUUAAAAUUAUAUUACAUGAUAAUUAUUCAAAGAGAAAAUUGAAACAACAAGCAAGCAGUCAUGAAAUAGUUUCAAUUGCCAAAUU